AUGGGGGGCAUAAGACACUUUGCCUCCUUGGGUCACACGGAAAUUUUCCACAAGUUGAAGCCUACCAGGCCGAGCAAGACCAUUACCACGGCCAUCAACCACCCAAACAUGGCGGGCAUCUUCCACCACGCCAUAUCGUGGCUCUACACCGCCCUUGCUCUCAUCGCCCAGCCGUCCCUGUUAACCUUCCUGGUGGCGAAACUCAUCGUCGCCGCCGCCUCGACCUGGAUCGCGACGGCGGACCACGGCUCCCCGCAAGGCGCACUCGUGCUCUUGCUCUUCUCGGCGACCUGGCUCCUCCACAUCACACGCCUCGUCCGUGCGCUCUACUCCAUAGUUCUGCCGAGCGCCUUCAUCGUCCUCGCCGCCUCGCUCGAGGGCGCAGACGGUGACGCCGGGAAGAACCCGUCCAACGACGAGGGCGUGCGGGGGGGCUUUACGGCGGCAUUGGCCGACCUCAAAGAGCAGUCCGGCACUGGGCUCGUCGAGCAUAUGGUCGAGCACCCGUGGUUUGCUUUCGAGACUCUCACGACAUAUUGGUCCGCAUACGUGCUGCUGGGUAUGUACGUCGCGGCGUACGCCUUCGGGGCGACGCGCAAGGUGUUGACGGCGCCGCUCGAGGCGUGGACCAGGGGCGGCGAGAACUUAGCGAGAUUCCAGAGGUAUCGGGAGGUCGAGACGCCUGUCCUUGUCGGUGAAAGGGGGAAGGCUGGCUUAGCGGCGAACUGA
Messenger RNA from Colletotrichum destructivum, 729 nucleotides. RefSeq lists its product as uncharacterized. The record is from RefSeq and is a predicted model, not a curated record. The transcript is spliced from 5 exons. NCBI's taxonomy places the organism in Eukaryota, Fungi, Ascomycota, Sordariomycetes, Glomerellales, Glomerellaceae. Bases 1 to 729 code for a protein of 242 amino acids.